AUGCAAGAUAUACAUUCAAUUAUUGGAGGUGGCGGAGGGCGGUUUUACGGCGGUGGUGGAGGUGACAGAAGACUAAGGCUUAACCAACCCCAAGCCGUAAAGUGCCCUCGUUGUGAUUCUCUCAACACAAAAUUCUGCUACUAUAACAAUUAUAAUCUCUCUCAGCCGCGUCACUUCUGUAAGAGUUGCCGGAGGUACUGGACUAAAGGCGGUAUCCUCCGUAACAUCCCCGUUGGCGGUGGUUGCCGGAAAAGCAAACGGUCCAAGUCCAACCCGUCGGCUGUUUCUACUGCUGAUGAAACUUCUCAGGAAAAUAUGUCCAAAUCCAACUCCAAUUCCGGCAGUGAAAGUUCUAGUCUUACUGCUAUUACGUCGUCCGCAGCUGCUGCAGCGAACACAUCUGUUGCUAUGACUCCAGAAGUUGGUUCAGGCAAUUCAUUUAAUUCGAAUUUGCCCGAUUUUCCGGAGUCAAGCUUUUUAGUAACUGAAACUACGAAGGGAGAUUGUAUUGAUCAGCAAUUGGUAGUUGGACAUACAACAGAAGAGCAAAUAUUUCAGAAUAUUGGGACAUACUCAUUUAAUGUGAACAACAUUUCAAUGUACCAAAACUCAAAUGAUCAGCAGUGGAAUCAGCAGCCCAAGAUUGUAGGUACUGGACCGGCGGAUGGUAUGAAGAUGCAUGAGAUGAGUGCUGCGUGUUUCUUUGAUCGGACGGUUCACGUUGAGUUAUCAGGGAGAAGGGCAAACGACGGUGGACUGGCUCCGAUGGAUUGGCAGACCGGAGGCGGCGACGGUGGGCUGUUUGGUAUGAUGGAUAACAGUGAUCAUCAGUCUUACUGGUGUCAAAGACAAUGGGGUGAAAAUGAUCACUCCUUUAAUUACCUCCCUUGA
This is a messenger RNA of Nicotiana tabacum (common tobacco), 891 nucleotides long. RefSeq names its product dof zinc finger protein DOF5.4-like. Gene Ontology annotation, biological process: regulation of DNA-templated transcription. Gene Ontology annotation, molecular function: DNA binding; DNA-binding transcription factor activity. The record is from RefSeq and is a predicted model, not a curated record. NCBI's taxonomy places the organism in Eukaryota, Viridiplantae, Streptophyta, Magnoliopsida, Solanales, Solanaceae.